Molecule: messenger RNA, 2118 nt
Organism: Notodromas monacha
Lineage: Eukaryota; Metazoa; Arthropoda; Ostracoda; Podocopida; Cyprididae
Source: the annotation of a GenBank genome assembly
AUGCAGUCCCGCCGGAACUCCGCCACGUCACCAUUGCGCCUGGGCGCCUAUGUCGACAUAGACACUAUGAUCCAAAAGGCUCUUAACCGAGAAUUGCUGCCUGUUCGCGACCUGCGAAGCCUGUGUGAGAAGGCCCGAGAAGUGUUCAUCGACGAAGGCAAUGUGCGCUCUGUGGAGCCUCCGGUCACCGUGUGUGGCGACAUCCAUGGGCAGUUUGACGAUCUCCUUCAUUUGUUCGAAGUCGGCGGGAUGCCACCGGACACCAGAUACGUUUUCUUGGGGGACACUGUGGACCGGGGGCACCACAGCGUGGAGACCUUGACCCUUCUACUGGCUCUGAAGUUUGAAGAUCCGGAAGUCGUAGAGGAGAACACGAAUGAUUCUGAGCCGUGUGCGCUGGUCAUCGAAGACUCUAAUUCUCCGGGAGUUGUUCAAGAGGAUGAUGAAGAUAUUCCGAUGGAGCCUUUCCCCGAGGAGCACGCUGAAAUCGUAAUUCCUGGCUACUUAAAGGAACGAGCUGAAGUUUUCCAAAGUUUCGGACCAACUGAGUGGGAGAGUUUAAUGGAUCUUGCGAGUGUGGUUAAAACAAAGUCAAUUUCUUUAAUUGCAAAACGGGGUUUGGAUUCGGAAGUGGAUGAGACUGAAAAGGAGCUAGCGAGGGAGAAGGUUAAAUUGGAGAAUUUGAAGGCGGCAGUAAAGGAACUUGAGGACGAGAAGAGUAAUUUGGAGGAGAGGAAAAAGAUAGCAGCUUUGCAGAAGGAGAUGGCUGUUCUCGCUGCUAAGGAAGCUGAUUUAAGUGCACUCGAAUUUCUUGGGUGUAUUAAAAGAAAGGCUGCUGGUGAUCUGUCCUCCGUGCUACUGAGACUGCAAGGUUUAAAAGAUCUGUGGUUUGAAGAAGGUGCGGGUUGCAAGGUUUAUUCUGAAGAGAACGUGUGGAUUCUUCAGCUCGGGGAAAGCUCGGACAAGAUCACGAUUCGAGUUGGAAAGCUGGAGCAUCUGAUGACUCGUUUCGUCAAGGAGAACAAGGUACCCGGGAUUCGUCAACCACCAUCGUCUGCUCCUCAGCCAAAGGUGUCGAGUUUAAUGUCUCCUGGACCUCUGAGGUCAAUUUUAAAAACAAUCGAGAAUUCCGCUGGGGCCAGUACCUCGGGGGUAAAAAGAGCGUCGACUUCAAGUUUAAUGACGGGUGUUGGAGCCACUGUUAAACGGCGUAAGCUUCGAGAAAAUCCAAAGUUUCUUAUCGGUGGAUUGACUGAUGCUAAUCUUGAGAAGUUUAUGGAGGGGAAGCAAUUUAUCCCUGAGAAGCCCGUAGAAUAUCGUCGAAAUGUAGCGCAGAGGUUGGGUCUAACGUCAGAACAUUUAGAAAGACUCGAACCAAUUCAACUGCCUGUUCCGGGUUGUAUUGUGCAAGAUUGGCAGCAUAAUACGCCCGAAUUCUCGAAAAUAAUUGAGGAGAGGACAUCGGAUCCCUUAAAACCUCAGGUUUUAGUUAUCGGGACCUCUUUGACGUCGUACAUACGACUUGGAGAUGGUAAAGAUACGUUCGCUGGUCACGUUAGAGACGACAAGUGCACUCAAAAACCAGUUUUCGACUUCUCGCACUUAUUUGCGGAUUUGCCGAUCUCCCUUUAUCAGUACUCUAUCAGUGGACUAUCCUUCAAAUACGGGCAAGCGUACACUCCGGAAAAUCUUCGAGAGAUGGUGUAUUCUGAUUUAAAACUUAAAAGUAACUUUCAAUUUAAUCAGGUUUAUAUUAGAAUUGGAACCAAUGAUAUAAAGGAGGUCGUUCGACGACAAACAAAUUUGGACUUUUCUGAUAUGAAUGGUUUUAUUGAGAAGUUGUUUGAGUUUUUGGGAAGCUUGAGCAAGGUGUACCAGGCAGGAAUCAUCGAUGAGUGCUUCUCUUUGGAGUACAUUCGCGGAAGUUACAAGUCGUUGGAUUCCUCAAGUUUCAAAAUCAAAGACAUUCAUUCUGGGAAGAUCGUCGUCGGAGCUCUUGUGCGGAUUAAAGAUACGACGCAAGUGAAGAUAGUGAUUACUAAAACGGCUGCAGGAUUUUGGUUAGUGGGAAAGGGAGGACCAAUGUAUUCGGAUGGUCGUAAUCUUGAGUUGUUGUGA